CUCAUUCUGGGGUCCUUAGGAACCUAAAAUCUAUAAGCCAUGAAAAACAUAGGUGUGCAUAGUCUUAUAGUAUUUAUAAUCACUGUUGAAAUGAACCUUGUUUAUUUACUAUUGAAAGUAAACUUUUUUGCAAUACAAUUACAAGUGAAUAGUAUAUAAAUUUUUUCUUUUAGUAACAUUAUUCAUUUCGCUACGAAAGCUAUGUCUAAUGAGGAGCGUCUACGGAAACUUUUAUCAGAUUUAGGAAAAGCAACAUUGCGUGGAGUUCGUAAAUGUCCAAAAUGUGGAACAUAUAAUGGAUCUAGAGGCUUAUGUUGUAAAAAUAAAUAUUGUGAUGCAGUUUUUAAAGAACCUGGUGAAAAAAAAAAACUAUCGACUGAAGCCUGUAAACUUAUCACAGGCACAACUGCUCAAGUCUUCUCUGUUCGGGUACGUGAUAAAGGCCCAGACUAUCGUGGAUUUGUUCAGUUACCAUUAAUAAAUACAACCAUUUUUAAUGAAAUGACUACACUUAUUUCACAAUCCACUGCAUUGUGUUUUGUUGAUAGUUGUGAAAGAAGUUUUGAUACUAGUGUUCUUAAAUGUCAUGAAAAGAAUUCAUCUGACGUGCCUGUACCUUCGUGUCAACAUAUACAAGCAGCCUUAAGAUGUUAUGCAGAAGCACAGCCAUUAACAUUAAGGAAUUCUAUUUUAUCAUCUUUAAAUGUAAAUAAUGAAAUGAAACAAGAAAUUUGGUUAUUAGCUACAGAAACUUCAGGCCCUUUAGUUCAGCGUGUGUCUAAAAAUAUCAUGGCAGUGAAGUGCAAAGCCUCUCCAAAGCACCCAUUAGGCUACCUACACUUUUCUUUGUUUGUUACUAAAUUAAAAGAUAGAAUUGAACAUCGCUACUUCUGUUCUUGUUCUACUUUUAAAGGAAUAUCAAAAGUAACAGGGGAAAAAAUAGAUGUAGCACAAUCUUCCCAGAAUAAACGUUGUGUACAUUUUUAUGCAUGUAUUUGUGCAUUUGCUAGUGAUGCAAAAUUAUCAGAAGAAUUUAGUUAUUAUAUUAAUUUAGAUCAAAACGAUUUAAGUAUACCAAAACCGUUAACAACAGUAUUGCAGAAUAAUGAACAAGAUAGAAUAGUAGGCAUUGAUCUCGAUGGUUUAACUACAGAUGAUACAAAUACACAUCUUUUAAUAUUUCGUGAUGAUACGUUGACAGUGCAAAGUUUAGAUGGAAAUAGAUUAGAUUUGGAUUCCAUGAAUUUGGAUUCUACAAUUUUACCACAUAAUAUUGUGGAAAACCUUGAAGUAGAAUGUCAUCGUACAUUACUAGAAGAUAAUAAUAUAAUAUCACCGGUACAUGGCUUAGAAGUAAUUAAUCAAGGUGAUGUACAACUUAGUGGAAAUGCAAUUAGAAUAAUAGAUAAUCAAACUAGCAUAGAUUCUAAAUAUAAUAUGCUUAAUAAUAGUCAGUAUAUUUUAAAUGAUAAUAACAUAAAAAUAUUGAAUACUGGAACUCUAAGAAUACUCGACACAAAUACUAUUUUAGAUGUAAACAAUAUGAAAUUAAUUGAUACCAAUAAUGUAAAAAUGGUAGAUAAAAGUAUUUUAGUACCCUUCGAUACUAGAAAUAUAUCAGUUGUAGAAAGCAAUAGUACACAACAGCCAAUUUCAACAAAACGGAAAAGAAACGAUAUACCAGCAAGUACAAAUAUUAUAAACUUAAAUAAUUUAAAUUCAAUAGAACCAAGGAAAGCUAAAACAAAAUUACAUGUUGUUAAAAAAUAUCAAAAUCCUUGUGAAGGUUUAGAUGAAGCUAAUAUAAACUUACCUUUCAUUAAAUGGCUUGCUUCGAUAACUGAGAGAAUAAAUCAGACUAUGCAUUUUCAAUUUGAUGGAAAACCCGAUCCGCUAGUCUUUCAUGUACCGCAAAUAUUCUUUGAUUGUUUGCGGGAAAGAAUAUCUUGUGGCGGUAAAAAGAAACGUCUACCAAAUUCAACAACAGCAUUUGUUAGAAAAGAUGGUGUACCGUUAGGUACAUUUACUAAAUAUACAUGGCAAAUUACAAACAUUCUACAUGUUAAAAGUAUUUUUGAAACCCCCCUUAUACCUUUAGAAAUCACGAGAAGUUUCGUUCAAAAUGCAGAUGGCACGUAUGAAUUGUACAAACGAGAAGAAACAGAAAUGGAUCGAUACAAAAAAACUAAUAAUAAUGCAUUGAUUAAGCCUUUAGAAUUAAAAACAUACUUGAAAGUUGGAAAUACUUCACCAAACCAAGUUGAACCAACACCGUUUUUAAUAGAAUGGAUACCAGAUAUUUUACCAAUAUCAAAAAUUGGUGAGCUUAGAAUUAGAUUUGAAUUCGGUCACGUAAAAAAUGAGACAAAUCACAGAUGGAGAAAAAUAGCAUUAUUAAAGAAUUAUUAAA
Molecule: messenger RNA, 2410 nt
Organism: Osmia lignaria (orchard mason bee)
Lineage: Eukaryota; Metazoa; Arthropoda; Insecta; Hymenoptera; Megachilidae
Cellular component (GO): nucleus
Source: RefSeq, a predicted model, not a curated record